GUCUUCAGGUCUGUGGUCGUGGGCACCGAUCAAGCUAAGAAAAGGAAAGGCCUGCAGUAUCAGUGCAGGACAAGCGGCAAAGGAAAAUCGCAACAUGGAAAAGUUCUUCAAAGAAAUCGAAGGAAAGCCAGAAAACAAGGGAAGGGCAGAAGAUGAAGGAAAUCCAGAAGAAGGAGGAAACGCAGACAGAGACAAGUCCGAUGCAGACGGGAAGCCUGCACGCCAGGGGAAGCUAGAGGAGGGAGGGCCAGGUGAGCAGGGACAACAGAAAAGUGAGGGGAAGCCAGAAAAUCAGGGAAAGUCUGAAGGGGAGGGCAAGCGCCAAGGAGAGGGCAAGCCAGCCAGUGAGGCGCGGGCUGCUGAAAAGCGCCCUGCUGAAGAUUACGUGCCGCGGAAAGCCAAGCGAAAAACAGAGGAUUCUCCCAAGAACUCCCAGGAGGACUUCCAGGACAGGCAUGUCAGCAGUGAGGAGAUGAUGAGAGAGUCUGCAGAUGUGACCAGGGCGCAGGAAGAGCUGAGGAAGAGGCAGAGAAUGGGAGGUUUUCCCUGGUUGCCAAGAGAUUCUGCACAGGAUGCUCUAGUUCCCAGGGGCCAACGCGGAGUCAGGGGAGUGAGGGGCGGAGGAGGCAGGGGCCAGAAGGACUUGGACGACGCUCCCUUUGUUUAAUGCCUUUGGCCUUUCCUUCUGAUUUCUCUGAUGGGAAAUAUUGCCAGCCCUGCUUUCCCUGGCAGGCAUUUGCCAGGCUCUGUGCUUCAACCCUGUGCUGAUAUUUUCCUUUAGGUGUCACUCUUGUUACCAGCAGACAGCACUAUGUCUUUUAGUAAUGGACUUUCACCCAUGUGCA
Messenger RNA from Microtus oregoni (creeping vole), 845 nucleotides. RefSeq names its product transcription elongation factor A protein-like 5. The record is from RefSeq and is a predicted model, not a curated record. The transcript is spliced from 2 exons. Lineage: Eukaryota; Metazoa; Chordata; Mammalia; Rodentia; Cricetidae. The coding region runs from base 95 to 667 and encodes 190 amino acids.